This is a messenger RNA of Anisakis simplex (herring worm), 1212 nucleotides long. The record is from the annotation of a GenBank genome assembly. NCBI's taxonomy places the organism in Eukaryota, Metazoa, Nematoda, Chromadorea, Rhabditida, Anisakidae.
AUGACUGCAUCUCCGUCGACAACCCAAGCAACUCAUAUGAUGCAACAACAGCAGUUCAAUACAACCAAUGCUAAUUCAAGCAGUUCAUCGUCUCAAGAUCAGAAUAUCACUAACACGAACAAUACUAACACUACUAGCGCUACGACCAUCUUACCAAACUAUAAUUCACCGCAGUCAUCAUUGAUAAUACAACAACCGUCAUCUGUAGGUGUAACAUCAAUGCAACAAACUGCUAUACAACACAGAGGACCUAUGAGUGUUCCUUCAGCUAUUUAUCAGCAGCAUCCUCAUGAUGGUGGAAUGACAAAUGUGCAACUGAUGUCGAGCAAUGAGGCCGAUAAAGCAGCCACUGAAGAGCCUUUAUACAGCCAGAAAUUAGAACAACUAAAGGCAUAUCAAGAUCAGAUCCGACGUAUCAUUGAAAGAAAUCGUCUUGAUGGCCAACAACCAAAGCAGAAGUACGAGCGACUCAUUGAAAUCAUGGAAGGCCGACGGAAAGUGGAUCUGAAUUUAAUGGAGAAACUGAUCGUAAGUGUUAAAUGUACGGUUGAGCGAAGUUCAGUUUGCUAUCCUCUGUUAGAAAUUGCACGUAUCGAUUCGAACAGUCUCUUAUCCGAUACUUUAAAAUCAUCACUUCCAGACCCUUGGAUUGAUUUCAGGCAGUAUUCAAUUAAAGUGCCUGAUGAGGUGAUUGCCAUCACGAAUGAAAAUAUAAAUAAACAGUCACCACAAAAGAGAAAUGCUUCAUUCGGUGGAGUCGCUUCAAAGAGAAUCAAAAAGGAAGAUGGAUUGCCAGUAUCUGUCAGUGUCGAUGAAAAGAAAGUGAUUGGCGCAUCCGAGAAACGCAUUUUGGUUGAUUGUAGCGAUGGAUCCAAAAUUGAACUCUCAAAUGAAGUUUGUGGAGAAUUACGGAACGCUCGUUUCAGGUUUGAUACGGAUCUGCUCCCGAUUUCAAGUGAAUCAACCGAAGUUCAUGUGCUCAUCGAGAAUGAUUCAUUAUUAGUACCUCCGUUACGUUUGGUAAUACCCGUCAAAUAUCCAGAGGUAGGAGCAUCGAUAUGGCGAGAUCAGUGGUCAUUUGGCAGUGAUUUGGAUAGUGAGGUGAAUGUUCAUUUUGAGAAACGUCUGGCGAUGACUAAUAAUUCAUCAUCUGUUGCUGAGAUUAUCAACGCUUGGCGAAUUGCAUGUGAACAUGCAAUUCGGGUCAGUUGA